ACAAAGAACGUUCGUACGUGUCGGUAGCGAUUUUUGUGCUUUUCCGUAUUCAAAUUUACCCGUGGCUGUAUCGGAUCGUUUCGGGGAUCGCCUAAGCAAAAACAAGCACUAAGUUUAGCGAUGGGAAAAAGCGUACGAUCGAAGCUCGCGCGUUGUGAUAGAAAGUGAAAAGAAAACCCCGCCGCGUGCCGACGCCAGAGCCAUUUUCCUUCGUCGCAAACCACAACCACACGUCAUUUCUACAGUUGAAGUUAAAGCACCUUUGGCUGACGGGUGUGUGUAGUGAGGUAACCAAACUGCAUCAAAGCAAAAUAGCAAAAAAACGCCGGCUCGCAGCGCGAAUAGAGUGAAAAGAGCAGCCAAACCGCGGGGAGUGUGAGAAAAAUGGGCACUGCAAGCGAAAGAAAGUGAAAAGAGAUGUGAUAUUGCGAGAAGAGCGGCAGUGGGCGAAGUAGGGUGGCAGUGCAAUCGCAAGUGAUCCAAAUAAAUUGAUGUAACCGAGCGAGACAAAGCAUCCACGGCUUCAUCGCUCGUCUUAAAACAGCAUCCUCAGCAACGCCGAGCGCGACAUAAGCAGCAAACAGUAGCAACAACAACAACAAACAAGAAAUACCUAAGCGAAGAAGUUGAUUAAAUAAUAAGCUUACCUUUGUGGCGUGGCGGUGAAGUAAUCCGGCAGAGGCUGUGUGCAAGAGAGACAUAGUGGGUCUCUCGGUGUCACGAAAAGUUACAGCAGAGUAGCAUCAGUUCGCCGAACCGAGAUAAAAAGGAAACCAGAAGCAUCAGCUGUGAAUUAUUGCCUUCAAACUGAUAAAACGACCGAAUCAAACGCUGCAAAACUGUUUCCACCACCGACGAGCGACCUUCCCUUACGAUGAAGGGUUGGUUCGACGCCUUUCGAGACGAUGGAGCUCCCACGCUGUACUCGUUCUCGAACCGAACCCCGGUCACUGGCGAUGUUUCGAUUGUGGCCGUUUGCGUUUUGUUUGCCACUAUCUAUCUGGCAUUUCUGGUCAUCUUCCCCGGUGUCCGAAAGCAGAAAUUCACUACUUUUACAUCAGUUACGCUUAGCUUAUUCGUAGGACUAGUCAUUUUAGUUUCCCGCCUUGGUUCAGCUUGGCAUGUGGCCCAAUCAACCAUCGUCGCACCGUACAAAGCGUUCUCUCGCGAGAAACUGCCGGCCAAGAUCGGCGCCCACAUCGGACUGAUGCAUAUAAACAUAACCUUGGUGGCACUUCCGGUUGGAAACUGGACACCACCGGAUAUCGAUUUCAACGAACAGUUUAGCUGGGAUCAAGCGAAUGACAUGGGCAAUUCGUACCGCAACGCGCUUCAACGUGGCUUGCCAUAUCCCAUUCUGACCGUGGCAGAGUAUUUCAGCCUGGGACAGGAAGGGUUCGCCUGGGGAGGCCAAUACCGAGCGGCCGGCUAUUACGCCAGUAUCCUACUGUGGGCAUCGUUCGCUUCGUGGCUGCUGAUGAAUCUACUCCUGGUGGCAGUGCCCCGCUACGGGGCCUACACGAUGACACUGACGGGAGCUCUGUUGGUCGGGGCUAGCAUCGGUUACAGCAUGAUGCUACCGAAGCGACCGCUGAUGAUCUUUAUCGAGGGAGGCCGCAUCAGCUUCCAGCUGGGUUGGUGCUUCUGGCUUGUGCUGGUCGCAGGCAUCCUGUGUUUAACGAUAGGACUGGUAAUAUCCGUAAUUGAUUUGGUGUGGCCCCAUCGCUUCUCAACGAUUCUAGAAGUUUAUUACGACACUCCUUACGACAGACACGUGAUAUUGGAAGAAUCUCACGAUGUCCGAUACCGCAAACGUAAUAGCAAAGGUCUAGAAGAUCCACCGGGAUUGGGAUCACGUAUUCUACGUCGCUUAUCGUCGAAAACACGGGACCAGUCGAACGACAAGACUGGCAUCGAAAACCGUGGCUUCCAGCACGAUGUACCUAAAUCGCCCUGGCGUUAUCCAUUCCGGCGAGCCCAGCAGACUCCACCGGAAAGAAUUCAGCGAACAAUUUCGCAGGAUUCCAACUCUAGCAUCGCAUCCGCAGCGGCCAUGUCACCAUCACUGCACAAAGUCGCACUCUCCAGAAUGCUACCGAAACCCCCUCUGGAGCGCACCCGUGAAAUCUCCAAUUGGUAGAACAGCAAGCAAGAAUAACUCAUCAACCGGCUCCGGACCGGACGCCAAUCCUCAAAUAAAAACUAAUUAGAAAACGAAUACACGCGUGCAACUUUACGUGAUGAAUCUCUUGUGAUAUUAAAUCGUAAAACAGCAGAAUUGAUAAAUGCGAAUAAUUUAAACAAAAGGAGAACAACUGCAGAUAUUACGGACCAUAUUCAACGACUUACCUUAUGAUUAGAGCAAACAAUUUUAGUUAGGUACCUUCCAGACAUUGGUUAAGACAUGCUGUAAUCGCUUCGUAUGGAGCAUAUUUUAACUAGGACUGUAGUAGCAUUCUAUGAAUUAUUCCAGAAUUUCAAUUGGCCAAUCAACAAUUUUCAUUACAAUGUAUCGAUAAAGACUACCGUGUAACGUCUUAUUUUAAGCUAUUUAUUGAUAAAAUCAAUGUGUAGGGAAUUUUAAUAGAUAGGAAAACAUUUAAGAAACAACAAUCAGUGACGUGAAUGUAUUCCUUGGAGAAUCAAGUAUUAUGUGAAACAUUAAAACAAGAUUGUAUUCGAAGAAGAUUAAUAGGAUGUACGCUUACGCAAAUGGAAUAUAGUUUAGAUUGUAU
This is a messenger RNA of Topomyia yanbarensis, 2735 nucleotides long. It is a transcript of the gene mol, whose product is annotated as dual oxidase maturation factor 1. The record is from RefSeq and is a predicted model, not a curated record. Gene Ontology annotation, biological process: protein transport. The transcript has 12 exons. Gene Ontology annotation, cellular component: endoplasmic reticulum membrane. The coding region runs from base 875 to 2140 and encodes 421 amino acids. NCBI's taxonomy places the organism in Eukaryota, Metazoa, Arthropoda, Insecta, Diptera, Culicidae.